Messenger RNA from Leptopilina heterotoma, 1118 nucleotides. Its product is annotated as FACT complex subunit SSRP1-like. NCBI's taxonomy places the organism in Eukaryota, Metazoa, Arthropoda, Insecta, Hymenoptera, Figitidae. The transcript is spliced from 7 exons. The record is from RefSeq and is a predicted model, not a curated record. Bases 253 to 1104 code for a protein of 283 amino acids.
UCGAAAAGUACUUGCAUCUGUCAAAUCUGUCAAAAGUCAUAUACACAAAUUUUGCUUUCCUUCCAUAAACAUUAUAUUACAAACAAAUGAAAAACAAUUAAAAUUCAACGUUAAUUGUGAAUAUCACUAGUUUAAAUUAGAAACUGUUUGUAUUGUUUACAAUUCUGCAUACAUCACUCCUAAAAUAAUAAAAUUCUCGUCUAUUAUUGAAUUGAAUGAUAGAGUUCAAAUUAUGGAUUAAAUUUUACAAGAAUGGAGAGACCAAUUUUUAAACAGCAAAAGUUUAACCCAAGUGAAUCAGUAACGUAUCAUUUUGGAGAUAAUAAAAUAAUACAAGGCACAAGAAGGCCAGAAAUCGAAUUAAAUCCAGCAAUUUUUAAUAAUAAGUCACAAGAAGAUGAUGACGAUCAGGAAGAAAAGGAAAUGGAAUUUGAUUGUAUGCAACCAAAGAUUAAGAAAGAAGAGGAAGAGGAAGAUCCACUGAAAAUCGAUGAUAUUAAACCUGAUAUAAGUAAUUUAGAGACUGAUAACAAAUUAAAAAGAGUUGUACUAUUGAUUGCCAAUCGAAGGAAUGAAUUGGUGACGACUGAUACGGAACAAAAGCCGAAAAAAAGAAAGGGAACUGUUUCUAAUAAGAAAGCUUGUAAUAAUGGAUCAGUGGAGAAAAAAUUGAAUAAUUCUUCGGAGUCUUCUAAAAAAAUUCAAUCAAUAGUAAAUAACGGAAGAAAAAAGUACACGGGUUAUACUUUAUGGCGCAAGGAAACGCGAAUUGAUUUACAAAAGGUUAAUUCAGAUAAGACUUUUAGAGAAAUCUCGAUUAUCUUAGAUCAAAAAUGGAAAAAAGUACCACCACACGAAAAAUUUCAAUAUCGUGUUCGUGCAAAGGAAGUGAAUGAUAAAAUGAUUAGAACUAAUCAAGGAAAAAAAGAUGUAGUGAAAACCGUGAAAACAAUAUCACCUCCUGUCGAAUUUGAAGAGGAUAAAAAAAUAUCAAGAAAGGGAAGAGUAAUUUCAAAACCCACGAAACUUGCAGAUUUUUAUAAAAGUCACCUUGAAAAAAAUGAAAAAGAUUCUUUCAGGAGAACGAAAAAACAAUCAAGAUGAAGCCUAAUAUGAAA